GACGGGGCACAAGAGAGGGCAGUUUGUGAAUAAAAAACCAUCCGGUGACACCCGGCGAAAGAUUCCACCAACGGAAUCCAAUCUUUGCUUCAACCCUUCACCAACCGAAGCAACCCAACACCUCAACCCUCAAAUUCCUCGAAGCCUAAAGCCACCUGCUUUUCCCAGUUGGUAUAACUUGCACCACCAAUUUCCAGUCACAAAUUUCUACUGGAAGGAUAAAAAAAUAAAAAAACCCCGAACUCCUUCAGAAUCAUCUUCAACAACCACCAAGUACAAUUAAACCGGUCGACCCAAUACCUGCCCGGAGGCUGACGUGACCCAGACCCGUAAGCUCAAUCCGGACCCAGAGAAACCCGAGGACGAGACCACCCAGAAAUGCGAAAAUCAUCAGCAUCAUCAUCACAGCCCAAUACUGCAUAGGGCAGGGAGAGCUAUGAGACUGGUGGUGCCUCUGCAAGGGGUAGUACAAGGCAGGGGUGGCCUAAUACUGGGCUCCUUAAUCCCAUGUGCACUCUACUAUUUCCUCCAGUUUUACCUCAAACGACGCCGUUCUCCACCCCCUCCCCCUCCUUCCAGCCCUCGCUCACCGUCCACGUCAUCCGUCAACCUGGCCGACUUGCCUCGUUCGUCUUCCCGCUUAAGUUUAUCCACGCGGGGGUCCAUCGGCCGAGUACACGUGUCAGCUAGGGCCAGUUCCAUUGCCAAGCCCAAUACUUCGCCCUACUACAUUGGACUGGACAGGGUUCGAGGGGAUCCAUAUGACCCGGUGCAGAAUCCGGGCGGUAUUAUUCAGCUGGGAUUAGCUGAAAAUCGGUUGACAUUGGAUUUGAUUGAGGAAUGGCUGUCAAAGCAUAUGAAUGAAGCGGUGUUGCUGGGAGGAGUUGAUGGUGGUUUAAGUAUUAGUGGAAUUGCCCCAUACCAGCCGUCUGAUGGAUUGAUGGAGUUGAAAGUGGUAAUGGCAGGUUUCAUGACUCAGGUCAUGGGAGGAACUGUCUCUUUUAAUCCAUCACAACUGGUAUUAACAUGCGGUGCAACUCCUGCAGUUGAGAUACUCUCCUUUUGUCUGGCUGACCAAGGGAAUGCAUUCCUUGUUCCAACACCCUAUUACCCUGGUUUUGAUAGGGAUAUAAAGUUCCGCACAGGUGUGGAGCUCAUACCUGUUCACUGUCGCAGCUCAGAAAAUUUUGUGCCGAGCAUUGCUGCUCUUGAUCAGGCAUUUAAUCAGGCCAAAAAACGAGGUCAAAAAGUUCGUGGGAUACUCAUUACAAAUCCUUCAAACCCGGUAGGAAACCUGCUGUCAAGGGAAAUCCUAUAUAAUCUCUUAGAUUUUGCCAGAGAGAGGAACAUUCACAUUAUAUCAGAUGAAAUAUAUGCUGGGUCAGUGUAUGGUGAUGAGGAGUUUGUAAGCAUGGCAGAGAUUCUUGACUCAGAAGAUUUUGACAAGGAUCGGGUUCAUAUAGUAUAUGGGGUUUCAAAAGACCUUUCUCUUCCAGGCUUCAGAGUUGGUGCUAUAUAUUCGUUCAACGAAUAUGUUUUGGCUUCUUCAAAAAAGCUAGCUAGAUUUUCCUCAAUUUCUGCUCCAACCCAGAGGAUUUUAGUUUCUUUACUAUCGGAUUCUGGGUUCGUGCAGGAUUACCUCCAGACUAAUAAACAGAGAAUUCGCAGAUUACAUGACUUGUUUGUGCUUGGUCUUGAACAAUUAGGAAUUGAAAGCACAAAAAGCAGCGCUGGUUUUUAUUGUUGGGUAAAUAUGAGCAGAUUAAUCAGCCCAUACAACGAGAAAGGGGAGCUUGAACUGUGGGAGAAGCUUUUAGAUAUAGCCAAGAUCAAUGUAACCCCUGGCUCGGCUUGCCAUUGUAUUGAACCUGGAUGGUUUAGAUGCUGUUUUACUACACUAGAUGAUACGGAUGUCGGUGUUGUUGUAGAUAGGAUACGUAAUAUUGUUGAAACUUGUAAAUCUCCAGCUUAAGAAACUUCUGAGAGUGGUAUUAAAUGAACGGAUUGUUGGAAUAACCACACAAUAAUGAUCACACAUAAUUCAGGACUUGAGCUGGCCACUACCGGUGAUCGACACAGAGUGAUAGCACCUUUUUAACUUGAAAAUCAUACAGCUAAAUUUGGAGUUUUAAUAUGCUUAUCUAAUAGAAGGAUUUGAAGUUGCUGAUUAAUGCAACUGUUCAGA
Messenger RNA from Coffea arabica (coffee), 2185 nucleotides. RefSeq names its product probable aminotransferase ACS12. Gene Ontology annotation, biological process: biosynthetic process; amino acid metabolic process. The record is from RefSeq and is a predicted model, not a curated record. NCBI's taxonomy places the organism in Eukaryota, Viridiplantae, Streptophyta, Magnoliopsida, Gentianales, Rubiaceae. Gene Ontology annotation, molecular function: L-aspartate:2-oxoglutarate transaminase activity; aromatic-amino-acid:2-oxoglutarate transaminase activity; pyridoxal phosphate binding.